Molecule: messenger RNA, 1018 nt
Organism: Rhagoletis pomonella (apple maggot)
Lineage: Eukaryota; Metazoa; Arthropoda; Insecta; Diptera; Tephritidae
Gene: mge
Product: mitochondrial import receptor subunit TOM22 homolog
Exons: 4
Coding region: 355-807 (150 amino acids)
Biological process (GO): intracellular protein transport
Cellular component (GO): mitochondrial outer membrane
Source: RefSeq, a predicted model, not a curated record
UCCGCGGAAAAUUUCUUUUUUAUGCAUAUUGGAAUAAAAGUGCGUGUGAAUUUACGACUGAUGUAUACAUAUAGGCCUCAGUGACAAAAAAUCGAUUAUAUUUUCAAUCAAAACGCAAUAAUUUCGCACACGAAUUUGACGAUUAACUGCAGGAAAUCAGUUCGAAGAAGGUCGUGUUGGGGGAAAAGUCAAUAAAAUUUUAGGGGCCCAAGGCAAUUGUGCCUAUAAACUACCAACAAUAAAGCAUCUUUCCAAGUACGACAAUUUCAUUCUUCCACAAAUACCGGGGAGCGACGUAGGUUUACGUCGUGUAAAAAAACAGCUAAAGUGGAUUCCGUAAAAAUUGAAGAUUUGAUGGAUUCUGAUCCUGAUAUCGAAAUCAUCGAAAAGGAUAGUGGAAUGUCGUCGUUGGGCGGAAGCAAGGACGAAACACCUGAGCGCCGGGCAGUAGAGAAAGUUACUGCCCCCAAAAGCACGGAUGAUGAAAAUUUCGACGAUGAACCAGAUGAAACACUUGGUGAACGACUUUGGGGUCUCACAGAAAUGUUUCCUGAACCGGUUCGUCGAUUAACUGGCAAAGUAGUCGACCUUACAACUACCAGCAUCAAAGGUCUUUACUCGUUCUCAUGCAAUGCUUCCUGGAUAUUUUUUACGAGUUCAGUUAUUCUAUUUGCGCCCGUCAUUUUCGAAACGGAACGCGCUCAAAUGGAAGAGAUGCAAAAAUCGCAACAGAAGCAAGUACUACUCGGUCCAGGUACGGCGAUGGAUCGGGCCGGUCCACCACCAACCUUACCACUCAUUCGAUAAGUUCAUACAAUUUAAACUUAUAAAUUUGUAAGAAUAGAAAGAAAAUAACCCGCAAAUCAAAUCCAAUUGUCCUCUUCAAAUAAACCAAAGCCUAACAGGCGAGAGGAAAAUUCCUGUAACGCGUUCAUCGUUUAUUGAUAAAACAAAAAUGCAAUUUUCUUGUAGACGUACAUAUAAUAAAAAUAAUUACUAUUGAGAAUACUUAAACCAA